AUGCAACUCAUUAGAAAUUUUUUUUUUAAAAUGAAAAUAGAUAUAUUUUUUACAACUAUUAUUUUAUUUUCUAUAAUAGUUGAUGUAUUCACCUUUAGACAACAAACAGCAGCAGUUAAGGGACGUCUGUUGUGUGGAGAUAAACCAGCUUCUGGUGUUAGAGUUAAAUUAUGGGAUAAAACAAAAUUAGGUAGUGAUACACAAUUAGAUUCCAAGACAACAGAUGGAAUGGGAAAUUUUGAAUUAACUGGCGGUAUUGGUAGUUUACUUCCAAUGAAUGUUAUAUUAAAAAUUUAUCAUGAUUGUGAUGAUGGAAAACUUCCAUGUCAAAGAAAAGUUAAACUUGGGAUUCCAAGUGAAUAUGUUACAAGAAGUUCUGUUGUAGAAAAAUGGUUUGAUAUAGGUACUUUAAAUCUUCAAGUAAUAGUUCCAGAUGAGGAACGUUCUUGUAUCAAUUAA
This is a messenger RNA of Strongyloides ratti, 459 nucleotides long. RefSeq names its product Transthyretin-like family-containing protein. Gene Ontology annotation, cellular component: cell surface. The transcript is spliced from 4 exons. The coding region runs from base 1 to 459 and encodes 152 amino acids. The record is from RefSeq and is a predicted model, not a curated record. NCBI's taxonomy places the organism in Eukaryota, Metazoa, Nematoda, Chromadorea, Rhabditida, Strongyloididae.